CGGGCCCGCCGACCGGCAGGGACGUCAGGGCGGCGGGCUCGCGGCGGCUGCUGCGGCGGCGGCUCCCCUCGGCGGUGGCUCCCCUCGGUGGCGACGGGCGGCGCGGGCGAGACUGGCCGUGCUGGCCACGGAAUGAGGAAGCGGACCGAGCCCGUCGCCCUGGAGCAUGAACGCCGUACCGCCUCGGGCUCGCCCUCCGCCGGCCCGGCCGCCGCGGCGCUGGACGCCGACUGCCGCCUGAAGCAGAACCUGUGCCUGGCGGGCCCUGGGCCGGCCGAGCCGCGCUGCGCCGCGGACGCGGGCAUGAAGCGGGCGCUGGGCAGGCGAAAGGGCCUGUGCUUCCGACUGAGGAAGAUACUCUUCUUUGUCCUGGGAUUGUAUGUGGCCAUUCCGUUUCUCAUCAAACUAUGUCCUGGGAUACAGGCUAAACUGAUUUUCUUGAAUUUUGUGCGGGUUCCCUAUUUCAUUGAUUUGAAAAGACCACAGGAUCAAGGUUUGAAUCACACCUGUAAUUACUACCUCCAGCCAGAGGAAGACGUAACCAUUGGAGUCUGGCACACGGUCCCCACUGUCUGGUGGAAGAAUGCCCAGGGGAAGGACCAGAUGUGGUACGAGGAUGCCCUGUCUUCCAGCCACCCGAUCAUCCUGUACCUGCAUGGGAACGCGGGCACCAGAGGCGGCGACCACCGGGUGGAGCUUUACAAGGUGCUGAGUUCCCUCGGCUACCACGUGGUCACCUUUGACUACAGAGGUUGGGGUGACUCAGUAGGAACGCCGUCGGAGCGGGGCAUGACGUAUGAUGCACUCCAUGUUUUUGACUGGAUCAAAGUGCGAAGUGGAGACAACCCCGUGUAUAUUUGGGGCCAUUCUCUCGGCACCGGAGUGGCCACAAACCUGGUGCGGCGCCUCUGUGAGCGAGAGACUCCUCCAGAUGCCCUCAUCUUGGAAUCUCCAUUCACUAAUAUCCGUGAAGAAGCCAAGAGCCAUCCGUUCUCAGUGAUCUAUCGAUAUUUCCCUGGGUUUGACUGGUUCUUCCUUGAUCCCAUCACAAGCAGUGGAAUUCAGUUUGCAAAUGAUGAAAAUGUGAAGCACAUCUCCUGCUCCCUGCUCAUCCUGCAUGCCGAGGACGACCCGGUCGUGCCCUUCCAGCUCGGCAGAAAGGUGGGCGUCGGGCAGACUCGUGUUCAGGCCAGACAGCUCUACAACAUCGCCGCGCCGUCACGCAGCUUCCGGGACUUUAAGGUUCAGUUCAUCCCCUUCCACUCGGACCUCGGCUACAGACACAAGUACAUCUACAAGAGCCCCGAGCUCCCGCGGAUCCUGAGGGAGUUCCUGGGGAAGUCGGAACCGGGACGCCAGCACUGAGUUGCUCGCCGCCCGGGAGCAUGAAGGCCUCUGCCCUCGUCCCCCUUUCCUCCUGCCAGCCCGGCCCCCCGGAGAUGCGCCUGGAGAGGGAACACGGAUUCCAGGGGAGGCCCUGGCAGACCUGUGGCACCGCCCUGGGUGGCGGGGAGCAGGGGGUCUCUGUGGACCACACGGAGGCGGCAUGUGGCCCUCUCCACCUCGUGCUGCCCCUCAACCCGAGGGCUUGUUGGGAAGACAGUGACAGAACUUUCUGGCUAUCGGCUAGUCAAUCCCAUACCUCCUGAGCCAGGCAUGGGGAGCCUGGGACAGGAGGUGAGGGGUCUUGGGACCACGCUGAGCUUUCUGGCACCACCCUUGAGAAUGUGGGCGAACGUGGGUUCUUUCUGUUCCCCCCAGAUGGACGCUCAUGGCUCCACCAGCCCCUCCUGCCCUGCCCACCCUGCUUGCCUUCCUCGGUGUCCCUGCCUCCCUGGGCUGCCCCGCUGCUCCCCACCGGGGAGGGGCCGGUGAUCUGCCUUCCUCUGAUGUCCACCCACUUGUCUGCCUAACCAGACCUUAGACUGAGCAUUUAUUUAAGAAUAAAAUCGUGGUGGUGGUC
Molecule: messenger RNA, 1963 nt
Organism: Bubalus bubalis (water buffalo)
Lineage: Eukaryota; Metazoa; Chordata; Mammalia; Artiodactyla; Bovidae
Gene: ABHD12
Product: abhydrolase domain containing 12, lysophospholipase
Exons: 13
Coding region: 133-1365 (410 amino acids)
Biological process (GO): monoacylglycerol catabolic process; phosphatidylserine catabolic process
Cellular component (GO): endoplasmic reticulum membrane
Molecular function (GO): monoacylglycerol lipase activity; phosphatidylcholine lysophospholipase A1 activity
Source: RefSeq, a predicted model, not a curated record